AUGACGCGACCCGCGACGACGAUCGCGCAGCUGAUGCUCAUCCGCGCGUGCCACAGCGAGGCGCUCCGCCGCCACAGCCUCGGCACCGCGCUCGGCUUGCGCACGCGGCGCGGAAUACUCACCGACAUCCCCGCUAUAGUCGUCUUUGUUCCACGAAAGGUGCACGAGGAGUGGCUGCUGCCGGCGCAGAAGCUUCCGAGGAAGCUGCAGGGACCGGGUGGGUACGAGUGUGACGUGGACGUGGUGGAGCUGACCAAUCAGAGCAGUGGCAGUAGCAGCAGCAGCCCGGGCGCUGCAGGCCACGUGGCGGGUGACGUGGCAGCACUCAGCCGGUGUUCUUCUACAUGUUUAUUCCUCCCUAUCACUUACACCAUACACCCUUCUCUACUUCCCCUCCCCCUCUCCUCUGCCCUCCUCCUCCCAUCCUUUCUCAACCUCCCUCUUCCCUCGACCCCCCAAAUGUCCCUCCCUAUACAUCUUCCCCACGUCCCCUCGUCCCCGUUACAAGCAGACUCGUUUGUGCGCACGGAUGGUGCAUACAUUCCCUUCCACGAGGAGUUUGACUUGUCAGUCGUGACGACGCAAGUGGCGGGAAUCGGCCCCAUUGGCCCGCCCCGCCGCAUCAACCUAUCAGAUGACAUCCGCAGUGUGGUGGGACAGCACGUGUGGAAGGUGGGCAGCGCCUCAGGUCUAACGGUGGGCAUCAUAGCAGCAUACGCAGUGGAGCACAGCGAGCAGGGGGGCACGUCUCUCUUCACGGAUCUCCUCAUAGUGGGCCAACACGGCCACGUGUUUGACACCGAAGGGGACUCGGGCGCGCUAGUGCUCAUGCUGCCCACAGCUGCCCAUUCACCAGCCGUGCUUGCCUCUCUAGCGCUGUCGUCUCCUCCCCCUGCUGUGCCGCCUCCUCCCCCUGCUGUGCCGCCUCCUCCCCCUGCUGUGCCGCCUCCUCCCCCUGCUGUGCCGUCUCCUCCCCCUGCUGCUCCGCAUCCUCCCCCUUCUGCUCCGCCUCCUCCCCCUUCUGCUCCGCCUCCUCCCCCUCCUGCUCCGCCUCCUCCCCCUUCUGCUCCGCCUCCUCCCCGUUCUGCUCCUCCUGCUGCACCCAUACCCUCCGCCCAGCCCCCCAUACCCACUGCACAAGCAGCAGCACUGUCACCAGAAGCACGAGCAGCAAUAGCAGCAGCAGCACCAGCAGUAACAGUAGCAGCACCAUCAACAUCACCAGUAGCAGCACCAGCAGCAGCAGCACCAGCACCACUACCACUACCACUAUCACCAUCAGCAGCAGCAGCAGCAGCGUUUCUAGUGCCAGUGGCAAUGGUGUUGGGGGGAGGUGGAAGCAGAGGCGGGAUGAAGCUGGGGAGUGGCAGGGAGGCGCAGCAGUGCAGCACUGCAGUUGACCUUUGCCGCCUGCUCUCCUUGCUUGAUUUGGACAUGGUUACCACUGAUGGCGAAUUGAUAGGUGAGGUGGUUACCACUGACAGCGAAUUCACAGAGACUUCUCAACACACCGGUCACGAUCCUCCCACUCCUGGGGAUGCUGCUGGUGGUUCUGCUGAUGCAGGUGGAAGGGGGGAAAGAGGGAGAGGGGAGGAGAUUGAGGAAGCAGGGAUUAAAGAGGAAGAGGAAGGGAAGGAGGGAGAGGAAGAGAGUGUGGGAAAGAGGCAACGAGUGGAAGGGUGA
This is a messenger RNA of Closterium sp. Naga37s-1, 1683 nucleotides long. The record is from the annotation of a GenBank genome assembly. NCBI's taxonomy places the organism in Eukaryota, Viridiplantae, Streptophyta, Zygnematophyceae, Desmidiales, Closteriaceae.